AUGGAAGACCAAGAUUCAGAUCCCAGCAGAAACAGAAUUGCUGGGUCAUUUGUUCCCAUCUGCCUAAUCUUUGGUGGGGCAUUGAGAGAACCCGAGUUGCUGUCUGGUAAUGAUGUUCUGUGGACAUUUGUCAACUUUGCCGGGGAGGAUCACACUAACUUUCAAACACUUGUAGCAUUUUUGAGAAUGCUGAGUACCUUGGCUUCUAGUGCUGAGGGUGCUUCCAAAGUUUUUGAGUUACUUCAGGGAAAAACAUUCCGUUCUAUCGGAUGGAGCACUUUAUUUGAUUGUUUAUCAAUUUAUGAGGAAAAGUUCAAACAAGCUGUGCAAAGUCCUGGCACAGUUUUGCCAGAGAUACAGGAAGGAGAUGCCAAAGCACUUGUUGCUUACUUGAAUGUUCUGCAAAAGGUUGUUGAAAAUGCGAAUCCCGUAGAAAGGAAGAAUUGGUUCCCUGAUAUUGAGCCGUUGUUCAAGCUGCUUGGUUAUGAAAAUGUCCCUCCCUAUCUUAAGGGUGCGCUAAGAAAUGCGAUAGCUACUUUUGUUCAAGUAUCACCAGUUAUGAAAGAUACAACUUGGAGGUAUUUAGAGCAAUAUGAUCUACCUGUAGUUGUUGGGAAUACAACACAACCCUUGACAACACAGGUUUAUGAUAUGCGAUUUGAGCUGAAUGAAAUUGAAGCUAGGAGGGAGCAAUACCCUUCAACUAUAUCAUUCAUUAAUUUGUUGAAUACACUUAUUGCUGCUGAAAAGGAUGUUAGUGAUAGAGGGCAUAGAUUCAUUGGCAUCUUUAAAUUCAUUUAUGAUCAUGUCUUUGGGCCAUUCCCACAGAGAGCUUAUGCUGAUCCGUGUGAGAAGUGGCAACUUGUCAUAGCUUGCCUCAAACAUUUCCACAUGAUGCUGAGCAUGUAUAGUAUCAGAGAUGAGGAUAUUGACAGCGUCGUGGACCAAUAUCAGCUAUCAGAAGCAGGGCAAUCUACUCCGCUGCAGAUGCAGCUGCCUUUAAUAGAAUUGAUGAAAGAUUUUAUGAGUGGUAAAACUGUGUUUCGGAAUAUCAUGAGUAUUCUUUCACCAGGAGUCAAUUAUCUAAUCGGUGAACGAACAAGUCAAAUUUACGGGCAACUUCUUGAAAAAGCUGUCCUGCUUUCUUUGGAAAUUAUAAAUCUCGUAUUGGAGAAAGAUUUAGCUGUGUCUGAUUUUUGGCGUCCUUUGUAUCAACCUCUGGAUGUCAUUCUCUCACAAGAUCAGAACCAAGUUGUGGCUUUAUUGGAGUAUGUCAGAUAUGAUUUGCAGCCCCAUGUUCAACAGUCCUCUAUCAAAAUAAUGAACAUCCUUAGUUCUCGCAUGGUUGGGCUUGUUCAGUUGCUCAUAAAAUCCAAUGCUGCAGGGAGCUUGAUUGAGGAUUAUGCUGCCUGCUUAGAGCUGCGAUCUGAAGAAUGUCAAAUUAUUGAGGACUCCCGUGAAGAUUCAGGCGUUCUCAUACUGCAACUACUUAUUGAUAAUAUUAGUCGGCCUGCCCCGAAUAUCGCACAUCUAUUACUCAAAUUUGAUGUCAAUAGCCCUGUGGAGAGGACCAUGCUUCAGCCAAAAUUUCACUAUAGUUGUUUGAAGGUCAUUCUUGAUGUGUUGGAAAAUCUUUUGAAGCCUGAUGUCAAUGCUUUUCUCCAUGAAUUUGCGUUUCAGCUUCUUUAUGAGUUAUGUACAGAUCCCCUGACUUGUGGUCCUAUGAUGGAUUUGUUAAGCACCAAAAAGUAUUGGUUCUUUGUGAAGCAUCUGGAUAUAAUUGGUAUUGCUCCACUACCCAAAAGGAAUAGUAGUCAGGCACUUCGCGUCAGUUCCCUUCAUCAGAGGGCAUGGCUGUUAAAGCUGCUAACAGUAGAAUUACAUGCGGCUGAUAUGUCUAGUUCCACCCAUCGAGAAGCUUGUCAAAGUAUCUUAUCUCAAUUAUUUGGGGACGGAAUUUUUGAAUAUGAUGCUGAUCUUGGUGUAUCUUCUCCCAAUCAUCAAAGCAGUCCUGCAAUGAAUGGAGCCAGAAUGAUUAGUAAGGCUAAGGUAUUGGAGUUGCUUGAAGUUGUCCAGUUUAAAUCUCCUGAUACUUUGUUGAAAUCUUCACAAGCUGUUUCGAGCGCGAAAUAUGGGUUUCUGGCUGAAGAUAUACUCACCAAUCCUGCAACUUGUGAAAAAGGUGGUGUUUACUAUUACUCAGAGCGUGGAGACCGUUUAAUUGAUCUAGCUGCAUUUCGUGACAAAUUAUGGCAGAAGUAUAGCUUGUUUGAUCCCCAGAAUAGCUCCUUUAAUAGUGAAGUUGAGCUUAAUGAAAUUCGAGAUGCAAUUCAACAGCUGUUACGAUGGGGUUGGAGAUACAACAAAAAUCUUGAAGAACAAGCAGCUCAGCUUCAUAUGUUAACUGGCUGGUCUCAAAUUGUUGAGGUCUCGGCCUCCAGAAAAAUAUCCUCUCUUCCCAACCGUUCUGAAAUAUUAUUUCAGUUGCUAGAUGCCUCUCUCAGUGCUUCUGGUUCUCCUGACUGUUCAUUGAAGAUGGCACUGAUAUUGACACAGGUUGGUCUCACAUGCAUGGCCAAGCUACGUGAUGAAAGGUUCUUAUGCCCUAGUGGUUUAAACAAUGAUACUGUCACUUGUCUUGACAUCAUGAUGACAAAACAAUUAUCUAAUGGAGCAUGCCACUCUAUUCUAUUCAAGCUUAUACUGGCAAUUCUUAGAAACGAAUCAUCAGAAGCAUUGAGGAGGCGCCAAUACGCUUUGCUCCUUAGCUAUAUCCAGUACUGUCAGCAUAUGCUUGAUCCUGAUCUUCCAACCACAGUUCUGCAAUUAUUGACAAUGGAUGAACAGGAAAAUGGAGAUCUGGAUCUGGAAAAGAUUGUCAAAGAUCAGACUGAAAUGGCACGUGCAAAUUUUUCAAUAAUAAGGAAGGAAGCUCAAUCACUUCUAGAUCUGAUCAUAAAAGAUGCAACCCAUGGCAGUGAAUCUGGAAAGACUAUCUCGCUCUAUGUUUUGGAUGCUUUAAUUUGCAUUGAUCAUGAAAAGUUUUUCUUGAGCCAACUGCAAAGCAGAGGCUUUUUGAGGUCUUGUCUUGUGAGCAUCAAUAACUUUUCUCAGGAUGGUGGGCUAUCUUUGGAGUCAAUGCAGCGUGUCUGCACUCUUGAAGCUGAACUUGCUCUUCUUCUGAGAAUUAGCCACAAGUAUGGGAAAUCAGGGGCCCAAGUGCUUUUUUCAAUGGGUGCAUUCGAGCACAUUUCUGCCUGUAGGGCACUGAGUAUACAAUUGAAGGGAAGCUACCAGCGCAUGGAUGGAAAGUUUGGCAGAGAAUUGUCAGUUGACGUUGAUAAACAACGAAUGAUCAUUGCUCCAAUCUUGAGAGUGGUGUUUUCACUUACUUCAUUGAUUGAUGCAUCUGAAUUUUUUGAGGUUAAAAAUAAAGUUGUCCGUGAAGUCAUUGAAUUUGUAGGAGGUCAUCAAUUACUUUUUGAUCAAAUUCUUCGAGAAGAUCUUUCUGAUGCUGAUGACUUGACAAUGGAACAAAUAAAUCUGGUGGUUGGCAUACUUACAAAGAUCUGGCCAUAUGAAGAGAGUGAUGAAUAUGGUUUUGUUCAAGGGCUUUUUGUGAUGAUGCGUUUUCUUUUCUCUCGUGAUCCAGAUUGUUUUAUUACAAACCAAUCCAUACGUUUUCUGGAGGAAAGGCGGAAGGCAGCAGUGAAUGUUUCUCGUCUUUGCUUUAGCCUGAGCUCUUAUCUCUGUUUUCUUGUAACGAAGAAGUCUUUAAGAUUGCCGGUCUCAGAUGGUCCAAUGGACUAUCGUGCUUCCGCUGCUCAGCAACAGCCAACCUUGAAUUUACUUGGUUUUCUUUUGAACUCUCUGGCUACAGCACUGGAAAGGGCUACGGAGGACAGAUAUUUACUGCUUAGCAAGAUUCAAGAUAUAAAUGAAUUAUCAAGACAGGAAGUGGAUGAAAUCAUUAACAUGUGUAUUCCCAAGGGCUGUUUUUCGUCAUCUGAAAACAUUCAGAAAAGGAGAUAUAUUGCAAUGGUGGAGAUGUGCCAGAUUAUUGGAGAUAGGAAUAAACUGAUGACACUAUUACUUUUACUGGCGGAAAACGUGAUGAAUAUUAUCCUUGUCCAUUUUCAGGACAGUUCUUUUGAAUGUGGCACCAAACCAUACGCAAAAGACGACUUGAAUUUGCUUUGUGGAAAGUUAAUCUCAGCUUUGGAGAGGCUUGAACUUCUAAGCGAGGAUAAAACGGGUCAUGACCUUAAGGUGUUCCGAAGAUUAGCUAGUUCUCUGAAAGAAAUAUCGAUUCAGAAGUCAGCUGUUUGAGUAGAAAUCUUGUUCAUUCUUUUUCUUUUCUAAAUUUUGGCAUAGGUAGGAUGAGUUUGGAAGUCGUUUAAAUGUAAUUGUAUAUCGUCUUUUAUCCAGUGUCGGUCUUGUAAUUUUUAUUAAUCCUCCAAUCAGUUGUACAUAUUGUAUGUCAUACAACUUGCUGUAAUGUGCAAUUUAGUAUUUCCCAUUUCAA
Nicotiana tabacum (common tobacco) is the source of this 4525-nucleotide messenger RNA. The record is from RefSeq and is a predicted model, not a curated record. NCBI's taxonomy places the organism in Eukaryota, Viridiplantae, Streptophyta, Magnoliopsida, Solanales, Solanaceae.